UGCCCUGCUCCAUCAUCACAGGCUGAUCAAGUGAACAAAUCAUGAAUCAUCACCACUGAGGGCCUGGAGUCGAAGCUCAGACUGUCUACAGCUGGUUUACUUCAGUGAAUUGUCCGCCCUGUUUGUCUCCGCUGGUUCACUCUGCACAGCCUGGUGACCUGGGUGAAAUAUUUCAGCUGUUUUAACGUCGCUGAACCGGUGGCCUAAUUUAAUAUUAGCAGUCUGUGCGGCGUUAGCUACGGGCUCAGUGAAACUUGUAAACACUUUUGUGAAAGAUGGCUGACAACGGAGCACACCCGACUGAAGAAGACCCAGCUGCAGCUUUCCUGGCCCAACAGGAGAGUGAGAUAGCGGGGAUAGAGAACGACGGAGACGGCUUUGGGACUCUGGAGGGAGCGGACGAGCAGCAGCCUGCCGAGCAGCAGCAGACCAACUACGACGCUUUCGAGGAGGAGCCUGCCACAGUGAACGGGGACAUGUUUCAGGAGUCCAAUGGCCCAACAGACAGCUAUGCCGCUAUCGCCCAGGUGGACAUUCAGAGGCAAGAGCCGGAGAGUUUACGCAAGUGGAGGGAGGAGCAGAAGACACGCCUUGAGGCAUUAGACUCAGCAUCCAAGGCAGCAGAGGCAGAGUGGAAAGAGAAAGCCAAAAAGGAGCUGGAGGACUGGCAUGUACACCAGAACGAGCAGAUGGAGAAGAACAAGGCCAACAACAGAGCAUCAGAGGAGGCGUUCUUGGCAGAAAGUGAUGGUGACAGUCCAGGAUCAGCAUGGGAGAGAGUAGCCCGUCUGUGUGACUUCAAUCCGAAAACCAACAAACAGGCAAAGGAUGUGUCUCGAAUGCGCUCUGUCCUCAUCUCUCUCAAACAGACACCUCUAGUCCGCUAGAGGUGGUCAUAGGGUGAAUUUUUGUUCUAGAAACAUUGCCUUUUCGGUUUUAACCUCACGUUUGCAUCAGAAGAGUUUGUACGCCCCUUUUCCAUAAAAUUCCUGGUAUGUUUUAUAACCUUUGAAAACUUCCCGCCUUUCUUGAUGCCUCUUGAAAUAAUAUACUUAACCUCACUCUUGUGAGAAGAUGGACAGCUCUAUUGUUACAACUUUCUGUAGCCAGUCAGUUUUCCCACUGCUAUAUUGAGAAAAUAUUGUUACUGUAAGUUCACCAUUUUUCUUCCCCGUUUAAAUUAUGAAUUAUUAGGUCAACUUUCUUGCAUGCCUCUGCAAAAUAUUUUGGAUGCACAAUUUUUAGUUGUUUUAUAAAUAUGCAUAUUUGGUCAAUGUCAGCCACUUGCUUAUUGAGCACUAUUACAGAUUAGAUUGUAACCACUUAUGCCUCUCAACAAUGUAGAACCAUAUACACAAACACUUUGACGCUUGUUGUAUUUAUAUCCCUUAUUACCUAUUUAAGAUAGCUAACAUAUUUUUUCUCUUUCAAAUACAUGAAGCUUGUGGCCUUUAUGAUCUUGCUCUUACUCCAGAUUGAGUAUUUAGCCAGAUGGAUUUCCUUCCCAAUUAGGCAAAAUUUCAGCAAAAAGUAUUCACAACCAAAGAGUUCUGCUAUCAUCUAAAUUUUCCAAAUUUGCGUGAUUAACGGUUUGUGCGAUUUCUCAUUUCACUGAUUGUGUUAGUACAUUUUAUGCAGCAUUCUUGUGUUACACUGACAUGUUAUUAGAUUUUUUUUAAAACAGCAAAACAAGGUGUCAAUUUCCACAAUAAUGUCUCCACAUUGUUUCACGUGUUGCCUAUUUGGACAUUAUGAAAACUGAAAAAUAAAAAAAAUGAAUGUUAAAAAGGGAACUGGAAAAUAAAGACAAUGGAGUAUGAUCA
This is a messenger RNA of Scomber japonicus (chub mackerel), 1823 nucleotides long. It is a transcript of the gene cltb, whose product is annotated as clathrin, light chain B. Gene Ontology annotation, molecular function: clathrin heavy chain binding; structural molecule activity. Gene Ontology annotation, cellular component: synaptic vesicle membrane; clathrin coat of coated pit; plasma membrane. Bases 276 to 887 code for a protein of 203 amino acids. NCBI's taxonomy places the organism in Eukaryota, Metazoa, Chordata, Actinopteri, Scombriformes, Scombridae. The record is from RefSeq and is a predicted model, not a curated record. The transcript has 5 exons. Gene Ontology annotation, biological process: clathrin-dependent endocytosis; intracellular protein transport; clathrin coat assembly.